AUAGAUCAACCACUCUACCUUUUGAAACUGUCAUCAGCCAUCAACAAAACCAAAGAAUAUUUCAGAAAUGCCAAAUUCCAAAAACCAAAACACUCAUUCAACUCCAACCUCCCAUAAUCUUUCCUCCGAGAAGAAGAAGAAGAAGAAGCAGUCAUGGCGGCCACAUUUUGGUCAGCCGCCAUGAAUGUCUGCUCUCUCCACUUCAUUCUCAUAUUUAUUAUUAUUAUUGUUUCUCCAUUAUCUCUUUCUCAAUCCAUUUCCCCUCAAAACAUCCAAACUUUCUAUCCUUUUUUCUUGCCGCCUCUCCAGCCCCCGCGCAUUCCGACCCGGCGGCGAGUUUUUCAGCCACCUCCUCCUCCGCCUCCGCCCCCGGACGCGGAGGCGUUACCACCGCCGCCGCCGUUGUUGCUCCCGCAGCCGCCGUCGACUCCGUCGAGAAAGGCUGUCGGAACUGCCAUUGGAGUAACCGCGGCGAGUACGGUGGUCCUGUCGGCCCUGUUCUUCUUCUUGGUUCUUUGGUACUUGAGGAGUAGGAGGGAGAAAGGCGGCGGUGGCGCGAUUUCCGCAGCUGCCGUCGCCGCCGCCGCCGACGGCGGCGGCGGCGAAAGUAAUGAAAAUAAGCCCGCCGGAACUGGAGACGAGUUUUUGAGGUUUGAAGGGAAUCUUAAGGCGGUGAUCGUGGAUGAAGAUGGAUUGGAUGUGCUGUACUGGAGAAAACUGGAAGGCGGCGAAGGGAAAGAGAGUUUCGACCGGCAACUUUUUAGCAAUAUAGAGAGUGAUCGGAAAGAUGACGAUAAAAGGAUGAUUGCCAGAGGCGGUGGCCGGAAAAAACCCGGACCGCCGGUUCAAGAAAUCCCUCUGCUUAGAGGCAAGUCUUCAACCUCUCAGCACCCGGUUUGGGCAGAAGCAGAAAAUCAAGAAACGGAUUCAAUCCCUCCGCCGCCGUUGUCUGUUCAAGCAAUCCCAAAGACUCCAUCUCCGCCGCCUUCUCCGCCUAAACCAGAUACCUUAGCGUCAUCGUCAUCAUCAGAACAUGGCGUUUCAGGAAAUGAAGAAGAAGAAGAAGAGAAACUGAAUCCAUUGCAUUUGGAUAAUGUCGAUCAUUCUUCCAUGGACUGGAACAAAAUUCAAGAUGGCUCCUACAAGUUUGAUGGAGAUCUUAUGGAAGCCCUAUUUGGAACCGUUGCAACCAACAGAAAAUCUCCUCGUACAGACAGCACUUCAGCAAGCACACCAAGAGAAAUUGCAGGCCCACCCUCCCAGAUUUUCAUCCUGGAAACCAAAAAAUCUCAAGAAUUCGCAGCGGUGAUCAAAUCUCUGGACGCCACAAGGAAAGAGAUCAUGAAUGUACUCGACAAAGGAGUCGGCCUGGACACAAAAACCCUGGAAAAACUCAGCAGAUUAGCCAUAACCGAAGCAGAAGAAUCAGACAUCCUAGGAUUCGAAGGCCCCCCGACAAGAUUAGCCGAUGCAGAAUCCUUCUUGUUCUUCAUCCUUAAACCAUUCCCUUCCGCCUUCCAUCGCUUCAACGCGAUGUUUCUCAGAUCGAGAUUUGGCUCGGAGAUUAUUCACGUGAAAGCGGAUUUGCAGACGCUUGAAUCCGCCUGCAACGAGCUGAGGAACAGCAGGCUGUUUGUGAAGCUUCUGGAAGCCAUUUUGAAAGCCUGGAAUCGGAUGAAUGUUGAAGGGAGUUCGAGAGGAAACGGCCAUGGCUUCAAGCUUUCUGCUCUCAGAAAACUCGUCGGCGUGAAGAGCGGUGACGGAAAGAUCACAGUUCUUCAAUUCGUCGUUCAAGAACUCAUCAGAGCAGAGGGAAAACGCUGCGUUUACACUCGCGAUAGCAGGAUAAUCAGCAACGUUGCAGGCGGCGGCGAUGAUGACAGAGAGAAGGAAUACAUGACGCUUGGUUUACCGGUCGUCGGCGGCCUGAGCUCGGAGUUAUCCGGCGUGAAGAAAGCCGCGGGAAUAGACUACGAUUCGCUCUCCGCCGCGCAUUCGGCGCUGUCAUCUAAAGCGUCUGAGAUCGGCAACCUUGCGGCCCAGUGCGGGGACGACGGCGGAGGAUUCGCGGCGGGGAUGCGGCGGUUUCUGGGCGCGGCGGAGGAAGAAAUGGAAGCGAUAAGGGAAGAGGAAGCGAGAGUGAUGGAGAUGGUGAAGAAGACGACGGAAUAUUACCAACGAGGAUCUUCAAACGACAGGACAUGGCGGCCAUUGCAAGUGUUUAUCAUAGUAAAGGAUUUCCUGGGAAUGAUCGAUGAAGCUUGCGUUGAAAUCGCCAGAAAUCUGCAGAGAAAGAGACCGGCAGGAUCAUCAUCAUCGUCAUCGUUACCUAGUAGAACUGUGAGGUUCCCAAAAUUACCGGCUGAUUUCUUGUCGGAAGAGGGAGACAGCAGUUCAGAUUCGUAAAUAUGUUCAUACAUACACAGAUACCAUUACCAUACCCCUCUGUUCAUCGUUGCAAUUGUGAAAUUCUUUUCCACAUGA
Messenger RNA from Ipomoea nil (Japanese morning glory), 2484 nucleotides. Its product is annotated as formin-like protein 8. Gene Ontology annotation, biological process: actin nucleation; actin cytoskeleton organization. The record is from RefSeq and is a predicted model, not a curated record. Lineage: Eukaryota; Viridiplantae; Streptophyta; Magnoliopsida; Solanales; Convolvulaceae. Gene Ontology annotation, molecular function: actin filament binding. Bases 154 to 2406 code for a protein of 750 amino acids. The transcript has 3 exons.